Messenger RNA from Bombyx mandarina (wild silkworm), 1020 nucleotides. It is a transcript of the gene Dmc1, whose product is annotated as Dmc1 homolog. Gene Ontology annotation, cellular component: condensed nuclear chromosome; nucleus. The record is from RefSeq and is a predicted model, not a curated record. Lineage: Eukaryota; Metazoa; Arthropoda; Insecta; Lepidoptera; Bombycidae. Gene Ontology annotation, molecular function: ATP-dependent DNA damage sensor activity; DNA strand exchange activity; ATP binding. Gene Ontology annotation, biological process: DNA recombinase assembly; DNA strand invasion; chromosome organization involved in meiotic cell cycle.
AUGCUUGAGCAAGCUCUCGAUGAUAACAUUUCUGAAAACGAUGAUGAAGAAAGUUUCUUCCAAGACGUUGACAUAUUGCAAAAGCAUGGCAUUAACGUAGCAGACAUAAAAAAACUAAAAGCUGCUGGUAUCUGUACAAUCAAAGGUAUUCAAAUGUCAACAAAAAAAAAAUUAACAAACAUUAAAGGCUUUUCAGAUACCAAAGUAGAAAAAAUCAAAGAAGCGUGUCAAAAAGUUGUAACACUUGGAUUUAUGACUGCUUUAGAAGUUAGUGAUCGGCGCAAACAAGUGUUCAAAAUAAGCACCGGUAGCACGGAACUAGAUAAGCUGCUAGCUGGCGGAAUUGAAUCAAUGGCAAUAACAGAAGUUUUCGGCGAGUUCCGUACAGGAAAAACUCAAUUAUCUCAUACAUUAUGUGUUACGACUCAAAUCCCCAAUUCUAAAGGUUACCAAGGCGGGAAAGUAAUGUUUUUGGACACUGAGCAUACGUUUCGUCCAGACAGGCUAAGGCCCAUCGCGGACAGAUUCAAUUUAGAUCAGAAUGCAGUUUUAGACAAUGUUUUAUACGCAAGAGCCUACACGUCAGAGCAUCAGGCUGAGCUUCUAGACUACGUAGCGGCAAAGUUUCACGAAGAGGCCGGCGUGUUCAAGCUGCUCAUCAUAGACUCCAUCAUGGCACUGUUCAGAGUAGACUUCUCAGGACGAGGCGAACUUGCCGACAGACAGCAAAAACUAGCGCAAGUGCUGUCACGUUUGCAAAAGAUAUCGGAAGAAUAUAAUGUAGCAGUCUUCAUAACAAAUCAAAUGACUGCGGAUCCAGGAGCGACUCUUACUUUUCAAGCUGAUCCAAAGAAACCUAUAGGAGGAAAUAUUUUAGCUCACGCAUCAACCACAAGAAUAUCACUAAGAAAAGGGCGAGGAGACAACAGAAUCGCAAAGAUAUAUGAUUCACCAGAUUUACCUGAGAGCGAAGCUACAUUUGCUAUUACGAACGGAGGUGUUGCCGAUGCAAAAGAUUAA